AUGGAAGCACAUCAUGGAACAAUGGCAGGUCAUUUUGGUGCACGGAAGGUGUUCCAACAGUUGAGAAAACAUGUCUUUUGGCCCGGAAUGCGCCAAGACAUUGUAAAGUGGACCCGCGAAUGCCAGCGGUGCUUCAUUUCAAACAAUACCACAGGUCAGGUGCCACCACUGAAACCAAUAGUGACCACAAAGCCAUUUGAAAUAAUAGGACUCACAAGUAGAGGCAAUCGUUACAUAGUGACAAUUAUUGAUCACUUCACGAAGUAUUUAGGCGCAUAUCCCGUACCUGACAAACGGGCUGAAACCAUCGCAGAGGUAAUUUUUAGCCAGUGGAUCUGCGGUGCAGGUAGAUGGCCAGAGGCUAUAUUGUCAGAUCGUGGCACCGAAUUUGAAAAUACCGUUGUGUCUGCAUUGUGCGGGAUUAUGGGCAUAAAACACUUGUUUUCGAAAGGGUAUUGCCCUCGUGAAAACGGUCUAACUGAG
Messenger RNA from Cooperia oncophora, 483 nucleotides. The record is from the annotation of a GenBank genome assembly. Lineage: Eukaryota; Metazoa; Nematoda; Chromadorea; Rhabditida; Trichostrongylidae.